AAAAAAAAAAAAAAAAAAAACCAGAUCUCCUCUUAUUUACUUCCUUCGAUGCUCCACCUCUCUCUAUUUGCUGAUCACUUCGCGGCUCUGAAGUGGACUUCCCUUCAUCGCUUGCCUUCCUCCCACUUCCUUCUUCCACCUAUCAUACAGGUCCUCUGUUGUAACUCGCCCGAAUGUUACCUGUUGCAGUAGCAAUUUCCAUCACGUUCGUAAGAUAGAGAAGAUUCUUAGCUUUGAAUAAUUUAAGCUCAGAUUGGGCAAUGAACUUGGAUUGGUUCUGUCUUAGAAGACUACUUCAUUAUCACCCAGCCAAACCUUGUUGAUAAGAAGACUUUUAGGUUUGCCAAGGAAGAACGAAAAGAAUGGCACCAAACUUAGAUCGUCUGAAAGAUGUGGUGCCCGACAUCCUUUCUAGGUUGCCCGUAAAAUCUUUAAGGCGGUUCGCGUGUGUUAAUAAAUCCUGGUACCGCUUAAUCAAAAGCCAGACUUCAUCUUCCAACACCUUCACACCUUCAACAACCACAUGAACUUGACAGAUCCUAUUAAUCUCCUUGUCAACCGUACUAGGCGUGCCACUUUUGGUCCUUCUGGCCUUAAUCGAAAGGCUUUUGUUUCUCUUCUGUCUUUUAACCCAACCAGCAAUAGUGCCUCUCUCAAUCUGCUGGAUUUAAUCUAUAACCACAAUGAAGUUGCCCAUGUGGAAAUUUUAGGUCCUUGCAAUGGCUUAUACUGUCUCUAUAGCUUUCCCAUUCUGAUUGUCAACCCAUCAAUGAGAGAGUACAGAAUUCUUCCAGAUAGCCCGGACCCACCAGAAACUUACUCCUUGCAACGCUAUCAUGGGUUUGGAUUCGAUCCCAAAACUAAUGAUUACAAGGUGGUUGUGAUGAUGGACACAUGGCGUGAAGAAACAGAUGAACAAUUGCCCUGGCGAAUUGAGAUAUACUCUCUGAGUUCUCAUUGCUGGAGGAAUGUUGACUGCCCUCUGCCACCUGUUUCCGUUUGGUGUGGAUCUUGGAUUGAUGCCUUUGUUAGUGGAGCAUUUCACUGGUGGGCUUAUGAUUCCGCUGGUGACUUGGUUCUUGCAUUUGACAUGCUAAAUGAAACAUUCCGAACGUUCAGGCUGCCAAAGGUGAGGACUUCUCCACGGGACUAUGCUGGAACUGUUGCUAAGUUCAGGGAAUCUCUAGCUGUGAUUGUAUAUCCCAGAAGGGGAACAGAGAAGUGCUUUGAUUUGUGGGUGAUGGAAGAUUAUGGAAAUGAAGGGUCUUGGACCAAGCAUUCCAUUAUUGGACCCAUCGUAGGUGCAAACCGGCCAUUGGGAUUCUUGGAAGAAAAGAACCUGUUUCUUUUGGAAGACAGUGAUGGUAGGAUGGUGUUUUAUGGUCUCCAGACUGAAGAAAUAAUACAUACUGGAUUUCAUGGUGAGGAAGAUUCCUUACAGGCUGUUGUGUACAUGGAGAGCCUGAUUUCACUGCGAAGAGAUGAUGAAAAUUCCCAAGCAGGACAGUCUUUGUUUGGUGUAAUUCCUGACCCUCUCUUUGAGGGAAAUUCAGGAUGAGAGUAAUGUUUUCGUUAUGUUGCUUGCUUCAAUGUUCUCUCUCUAGUAACUAUAAGUUAUGCUUGUUUUUCUUUGGCCAACAAGUAUAAGUUAUGUAAUGUGAAAGAAUGUUAUAUUCUUUGA
Molecule: messenger RNA, 1681 nt
Organism: Prosopis cineraria
Lineage: Eukaryota; Viridiplantae; Streptophyta; Magnoliopsida; Fabales; Fabaceae
Product: F-box protein CPR1-like
Exons: 2
Coding region: 524-1558 (344 amino acids)
Source: RefSeq, a predicted model, not a curated record